CCUUCGACAACGACAUCAUGUCGUACCCCGAUCCCUCUGAGUUCGACUAUGCCGCCUUUCUGCAGACGGAUGACAUGGGCUUCGUGGAUGCGAUGCAGGGCCAGUCGACGGGCUCGCUCUCUGGGUCGUCAGGAGGAAUGCACACGCCCCCGUAUUCCAGCGCCCGGAGCCUGUCCAACAGCAGUAACAGCAACCAAAACGCCGUUGACCUGAGCCUCCGCCGACUUCCGGCGCAUCAGAGGCAGCGGCUGGAGCGGAGAGGCCAUACCAAGAGCCGUCGGGGAUGCUACAACUGCAAGAGGCGACGCAUCAAGUGUCAAGAGACACACCCAGCCUGCGGUCACUGUCUCAAGACAGGCCUGAAGUGCGAGUACCCUGCUUCGCCUCAGAUCACGCACCAGCCUCACAAUCAGAUUCCCCUGUUCAGCUUGCAGGAUAUGCGAUGCUUCCAGUACUUUUUGACACAGUGCUACCCCCACCAUCCUCUGAAGCAGGAAGAGAUUUGGACUCACGAGAUUCCAAGCAUUGCGCACAACCAUGAGUUUCUUAUGCAUGCCAUCCUGGGGUAUGCGGCCUCGGAGCUGAUGCACACAGACCCUAACCUUGCGCCGGUGGCCAUGGGGCAUCGCAUCAAAGCCGUCAAGGCAAUCAAGAAGCGAUUAACAGAUACGUCAAGGAUAGAGACGACUUACGAGGAGGCCAACGCCCUAGUAGCCACCUGCUUUGCAUUGACUUUCCAGUCCGUCAGCCUUGAAGACGGCUUGGCCGAGUACAUGACGUUCAUUCGCGGCAUUGUCAUUGUGGGGAUGCAAAUGAUGUUUAAGAGCAUCAAGCCUCUUUUUAGUAACCUGUUUGAGUCGAACCAAGAUGAAGUCCUUGCACCAUACAUGGAGGGGCUGCCGCUGAUUCAGAGGGGGUGGGCGGAGAUGGCUAUUGAAUCCAUUACGAACCUGCUUCCGCUCUGUACGCACCAGGUUGAAAUCGAAUAUCACGAACAGCUGAUGACGAUUUCAUCCCAACUACUGACCAACUCAUUCGAAGCGUACAAGGCCAAUUCGAGACAAUACGCGUGGUGGAUGCUGUUGCCGCAUGCCUCUUUCCAGGAGCUCAUCAACGGCAACAACCAAGUCGUCAUUCUGUUGCACACCCAUUGGAUAGCGCUGUCGCAAAUCAUGGCUUUCAUCAACGAACAAGAAUACGAGGUGCGAGAGAAGCACCCUGUUCGACAAGAGAGUAGCCGCAUCGACCCCGGAUUCAUUCGUUGGCUCAAGCAUCUCAACGCGCGUGUGGACCAAGGGCACCAGACGUUUAACCAAUGGCCCAGCCCAGGCAGUGGGCGAGAGGAGAGUCGGGAAGAGAGGACACAGAAGGAGAGCGGCUGCAGACAUACACACGGCAAUACUGCGUACGGGCUGAUGAAUAGAGCGUGUAGUCAACAGUCACACAUGGAAAGAAUCGGGCUGGGAGAAUCCCCUGAUAUGGCAGAUGACACCCCAUCCUAG
Messenger RNA from Trichoderma virens Gv29-8, 1502 nucleotides. RefSeq lists its product as uncharacterized. Lineage: Eukaryota; Fungi; Ascomycota; Sordariomycetes; Hypocreales; Hypocreaceae. The transcript is spliced from 6 exons. The coding region runs from base 18 to 1502 and encodes 494 amino acids. Gene Ontology annotation, molecular function: zinc ion binding; DNA-binding transcription activator activity, RNA polymerase II-specific. The record is from RefSeq and is a predicted model, not a curated record. Gene Ontology annotation, biological process: regulation of transcription by RNA polymerase II.